AUGUGCAAAUAUUAUAGACAUUUACAAAAAACUAAUAAUAAUAUGAAAUUAUUACAUCAAAAUGAUGUAUCAGCAAGAACUCCUUCUGAAAAUUAUGAAAUGUUUAGUAUUAGUUUUUAUCUUAUUGAAGAGAUCUAUUGA
Funneliformis mosseae is the source of this 141-nucleotide messenger RNA. The record is from the annotation of a GenBank genome assembly. NCBI's taxonomy places the organism in Eukaryota, Fungi, Glomeromycota, Glomeromycetes, Glomerales, Glomeraceae.